AUGACGGUAGCACACGAUCUGGCCCACCGCGGGGCUUCGAUACCUCACAGCUCAGCAGGAAUGGCUCUGGAGGAUCGGUUUGAGGUUCUCAAAGAGAUUGGCGAUGGAAGCUUUGGCAGUGUGGUACUCGCAAGAGUACGGGGUGCUGGAGCAAGUGUCGCUCGUCGGGGCACGGUGAUUGCUAUCAAGACAAUGAAAAAGACGUUCGAGUCUUUUGGGCCGUGCCUCGAACUGAGGGAGGUCGUAUUCCUGCGAACACUGCCACCGCAUGUUCACUUGGUGCCAGCUCUGGAUAUCUUUCUAGACCCAUUCAGCAAGAAACUCCAUAUUGCAAUGGAGCAUAUGGAGGGCAACCUGUAUCAGCUGAUGAAGGCUCGAGACCACAAGGUGCUGGAUAAUGGCAGCGUCAAGAGCAUAUUAUUCCAGAUCAUGCAGGGUCUGGAACACAUCCAUGCUCACCAUUUCUUCCACCGCGACAUCAAGCCUGAGAAUAUUUUGGUGUCGACAUCAGCCCACCAGGACUCGGCAAACUCGUUUAGACGUUACUCGGCCUUGGUAACACCACCAUCAACCCCCCCGACGUACACGGUGAAAAUUGCGGAUUUCGGGCUUGCUCGUGAAACCCAUUCGAAAUUACCUUACACGACUUAUGUAUCUACGAGAUGGUAUCGUGCACCCGAAGUUCUUUUGCGCGCAGGAGAGUACUCUGCCCCUGUGGAUAUCUGGGCUGUGGGCGCUAUGGCUGUUGAAGUGGCUACCCUUAAACCUUUGUUCCCUGGCGGCAAUGAAGUUGAUCAGGUUUGGAGAGUGUGCGAGAUCAUGGGAAGUCCCGGUAACUGGUACAACAAGGCUGGCUCUCGUGUCGGCGGUGGUGAUUGGAGAGAGGGCACACGGCUAGCUGGCAAGCUUGGAUUUUCAUUCCCCAAGAUGGCGCCUCACUCGAUGGAUACCAUUUUGCAAUCACCACAAUGGCCUGCGUCGCUUAGUCAUUUCGUCACCUGGUGUCUGAUGUGGGACCCCAAAAACCGACCGACAUCUACCCAGGCCCUGGCUCACGAGUAUUUUACUGAUGCAGUUGACCCUCUCAGACCCAAGUCAUCAGCUUCAAGAAUCCUCGGCAGAAAGCCAUCCGAGAUUGGACGCGGUGCGAAGGAUAUUUCUUCGCCUACGACUUCAUCUAAGCCAUCUUGGUUCAGGAAAUCACUGAUCGGACGUGCGGAGAGCGCAGAGCCUACAUCAGCGCCAGCUGUUGCCAAGGAAUUAACAGGUCCACGACCUCAACCUGUCCACUCCACGACUACGAAUGAGAUUCCGGCUAUAAAGACACGCCCACCAAAUGGUAAGCGCACAACGUGGACUAACGGCCCAUCCAAUGUCGCACCUAUGCACAUUCUCCCCACGAUCAAACCCAUCUCACCUUUAUCAGAUACUGUUCAUGCUCAGGCAUCAAACAGAACACCCUCCUAUAACGACUCUUACGCGAACGGGGCCCAACGAAAUGCUCAAGCUAGUGAAAAGGCCAGCAAGAUCGGUCGGCAGUUGUCUGUGGCUUCCAGCACCAACAACUAUGCUGAGCUUCACCGCCAACAAGCCGAACGAGCCUUGAACGGCAACUCAGGUCUCGCAUCUCCUCCGAGUGGUCACAAGGAGAGCUUCUUUUCUCAUUUGCGGAAACGUGCCAGGCGCUUUUCUGGCAGGCAUCAGACUCCAGUUUCUCCCGCUUCUGAUGACAUCGAAGCCCAGGCAGGUUGCGGCCCUUGGGCUAGUAACAGAUCCUCCAUGGUCAUCGAUCAACAACCGGGACCUGUCCCUGCUAAGGUCGACAACUACGACUCUCUUGAUCGUACACUUCAACAAAAUGGAGAUUCGCUACACCCGCCUGUCCCGCCUAGCCACAUGGUCACUCCUGCAGGGAACCUGAAGAGGCAUCAUUCAUUACCGCAUCAGCAGCCACGGUCGAUUGACAAUCUCAUUGGCGCAGCGAGAGCUUCCGGCCCAGUCUCUGGCCGGACGAGAAGGUCGCAGGCUACCCAUGGUGUACAUCAAUACGACGCACCGGCCGAGGAAGACGAGCUGCUCGACGAGGCUCUGAACUCGACUCAUCGUGCCAUGAAGCGUAUGGAAGGGGACGGCAAGCCUCCGUUGCGUCAAUCGGCAAGCAACAUCGUCUUGCCAAGCAAUGUUGCAAUGAUGAACCCGUACCCUACGCCUUCACCGUCUGCCAGCGGAAACCAGGGAAUGCUUUUUGGUGACUCUCAUGAGGCGGUGACACCGACACCAUUAAACAUGAACAAGGCUCCGGCCCGUGAUCCUCAAAAGUGGCCAACUCCGCCUUACGAGGAAAGCGAGUGGGCAAGCUCGGCAGCUGCAAGCAUCUGGGCUGCUGGCAACAGAUUCUAA
Messenger RNA from Truncatella angustata, 2400 nucleotides. RefSeq names its product kinase-like domain-containing protein. The transcript is spliced from 2 exons. Gene Ontology annotation, cellular component: cytoplasm; nucleus. Gene Ontology annotation, molecular function: ATP binding; protein serine/threonine kinase activity. Gene Ontology annotation, biological process: protein phosphorylation; intracellular signal transduction. Lineage: Eukaryota; Fungi; Ascomycota; Sordariomycetes; Amphisphaeriales; Sporocadaceae. The record is from RefSeq and is a predicted model, not a curated record. Bases 1 to 2400 code for a protein of 799 amino acids.